Messenger RNA from Aspergillus mulundensis, 1419 nucleotides. RefSeq names its product actin family protein. Lineage: Eukaryota; Fungi; Ascomycota; Eurotiomycetes; Eurotiales; Aspergillaceae. The record is from RefSeq and is a predicted model, not a curated record. The transcript is spliced from 3 exons. Gene Ontology annotation, biological process: regulation of transcription by RNA polymerase II. Gene Ontology annotation, molecular function: chromatin binding. Gene Ontology annotation, cellular component: SWI/SNF complex; NuA4 histone acetyltransferase complex. Bases 1 to 1419 code for a protein of 472 amino acids.
AUGAACCCUUCGGUUCCUCCUUCAGCUGCCGAAUACGGUGGAGAUGAGGUUUCAGCCAUCGUCCUGGAUCCCGGGUUUUCAAGCACGCGCGCCGGCUUCGCAGGCGAAGAUACACCAAAAUCUCUCAUUCCAACAUACUAUGGAAAGUACUCUUUUGAGGAUCAAGAUAAAAUUAUCUUUGGUGACGAUGUCUUCGUCACUCCGCGUCCUGGGCUGUCAAUCGGGAAUCCCAUGGGCAGGGAUGGUAUUGUAGAGGAUUGGGACAUGGCAGAAAAACUGUGGGAGUACUCGUUUACGUCGCGUCUUACGGGUGCGAAACCUGGCAAUCCAUUGCAUAACGGUCUAAAUGAUGUGCCCGAUGGUGAACUGCCAACCGAGAUGGAGGGUCUAGAAACCGACGAGAAACCUCUCGCAGACAGCCCUCUGCUAAUGUCCGAAUGCAGCUGGAAUCCCACCAAGGCUCGCGAAAAGACAAUCGAAAUUGCAAUGGAAAAAUGGGGGGCACCGGCUUUCUACCUUGCGAGGAAUGGUGUUCUGGCAGCAUUUGCUGCCGGCAAGGCCUCCGCUCUUGUCAUUGACAUUGGUGCUUCCAAUAUCUCUAUCACUCCAGUUCACGAUGGCAUGGUGCUCAAGCGCGGCGUUCAGCACUCGCCUUUAGGUGGGGAUUAUAUCUCGUCCCAGGUUCGCGCCCUGUUCAAGUCAAAUACACCGCAGCCCAUUACUAUCACGCCUCACUACCUGAUUUCUUCAAAAACAGCGGUGGACGCUGGCCAGCCUCCUCAGGCCAAGUACAAGACAUUCCCACCCGAUAGAACGCCCGACGCCUCCUACCGUAGCCUGCUUGAAGAGCGCACACUUUCCGAGUUUAAAGAGUGCGUCGUGCAAGUGUGGCCUGGCCCCACGAAACUUUCGGCCCCAGGUCCCAAUGGCGUCCCUAACGAGGAAAUGGCGCGGAGCUCGCCAGGCCGGCCGUUCGAGUUCCCUGACGGAUAUAACCAAGUGUUCGGCGUCGAUCGCUACAGGGUUGUUGAGUCGCUAUUCGACGCCAAAGCCGCCAUACCUGAUCCUGACUCUUUAUUCCCGGCACCCACACAAGCUCAGACUGUUUCUGAAUUAGUCAAAGCUGCUUUGAAUGGGGUCGAUGUCGACCUCCGUCCUCAUUUACUGGCGAAUGUUGUUGUUACAGGUGCUUCGAGCUUGCUCUAUGGAUUCACGGACCGCCUUAAUCAGGAGCUCAUGCAACUGUACCCAGGACCCCGCGUCAGGAUCUCUGCGCCAGGAAACACGUCCGAACGCAGAUUCAGUUCCUGGAUCGGUGGAAGCAUCCUGGCUAGUCUGGGCACAUUCCAUCAAAUGUGGAUUUCAAAGAAAGAGUUUGACGAGCACGGUCCGAACAUUGUUGAAAAGCGCUGCAAAUAG